GAAGUUAUUUGGAACCGUCAACAAUGUGGUUUAUAGGAAUUUUAAUAGCCAUAUUUUUAAACGUUCUUGUGGUUGAGAAUAGAAUGCUACCAAUAUACUAUGAACCCGAAGCACCGGUAACGGAGAAUGUUAUGACUGGCGCGGACAUCCACGACGAUGAAGGUUCAAAUGAAAAACUAAUACUGACAACAGUUACGCGUAGAAAUAACGAUGACAUCAGACUUAAUAUAAAUGAAGAAAUCAAUGAGAAAUAUAAGAAGCCAUGUGCUAUUGUAGUGUUAUCGAAUGUUCAAAACCCGACUAUGCAGUCUUUGCUUCGAAAAUAUAGAUAUGACUCAAAUGGUAUCCUAAUACCGGAUAGUGUUAAAUAUUUCAUCAAAUUACCCCAAGGUUUAAAGUCACCGUCUGUUCUGGUGCCACUAAAUGACAAAGCGUUUUCACCUUUGGGAGGUUUUGUGAGAUAUUAUAAAGAGGUACCACCCAUUCCACACGCAUGGUAAUAUUAAAUUAUGUUAAAAAAAUAAAAUCAUAUAACAAAUGUCGAACGCAUCUAAUCUAAAGUAUAUAAUAAAAACUCAUGUGGUUGCAUAUAAACUGCUAUUGUAAACAAAUAGUCUCAGCUCCAGUUACAAAUAUGUACAUGCUAAAAGGAAAUAUGUAUUUUUGUAAUAUGAUAACAAGCCAAAUCAAUUGCCAGAUGGUUUUGCCAAGAAUCCUGAUGCGUAUGUGAGGAAGUCAUACAAUAACUGCACCUGAUUGAACAUGUUAACGAAUUACAACUUGUGUUUUGAACCCGUCUGUAUGGGUCACUGUAGAA
Messenger RNA from Vanessa tameamea, 817 nucleotides. RefSeq lists its product as uncharacterized. Lineage: Eukaryota; Metazoa; Arthropoda; Insecta; Lepidoptera; Nymphalidae. The record is from RefSeq and is a predicted model, not a curated record. The transcript is spliced from 5 exons. Bases 24 to 500 code for a protein of 158 amino acids.